GUUUUGUUCGUGCAUUUUACCAAAAAGGGAAGUCGUUUGAACAGAUUAUGGCAGUCGCCCAGAAGGUGUUUUGUGUUGGAUGACAACAUCAACCCUGAUAUCAAAGAAAUUGUGAAUGUUGCUUUACAAAUCGCGGAUGAGAGAGUUUUGAUAUGUCGAAGUGGUGUAUUGCUAUUACAACAAGAAGGGACAAACUUUGACGAGUUUUGUAAUCGAUGCUCUUUAUUUCUCGAAUUCAACGACUCGACGUCGAACUCUAUAUUAUGUGAUAACAUCAAGACGUUCACACAAGCUAUUCAAAACCACGACUUCAAUCAGAUGAUUCAAUGUACUUAUAUCGCGUUACACUCAAUUAUAGGACCUGCGUAUCAUAUGAUGAUAGCCUUUGUACAAAUACACACUGUGCUUGGGAAAAUCAUAUUGCUGACAUAUCGAGAACAACACACGAAAUCAUAUUGGAUGACUGUGCAGAGAGUCGACAGGUACUUCCAAAGGUUUAUUGGAUGGGUGCAGUUACACGGCGUUUUAGAGGGAAAGCAAUACGAGAAAAGCUUCUCUGAUAUCAUCACCAACAUCAACACACAAAUUUCGAAGAGAAGACUCCACUCCCACGACUUGAAAAACUUUGUCAAACAGUUUGGACUGAUUUUACACGAACUUUUUAUUAAGAUCACAUUUACACUUGAUGACUUGUUGGGGAUGAACGAAAGAAAUCAGUUGGUCACGGGGAUGAAGAAACUGUUUCCUUUAAUUUUGGAAUCGGACCAAUUUGUCAAUUACAUGCACGAGAACAACUUGGCUCAUAUGGUUAACCCAUUGGAACCAUUUAACGCGUGCCAUACGCUUCUUCAAAGUUCGCCCAAUGAAAUGGAUGGGAAAACACUCAAAUUGGUUAAAAACCACUUGAAAAAGUUGUCCGAGUCGUUGUCGUGUAUCUUUAGAUCAUUUAAUGUACCUUCAUUGUCUGUGAAUACUUGUGUGGACAACACUAUAAAAAGUUUACAAGACGAAAACAUCACGGAAAGUUAUCACAACUUCACGGAGUUCAGAAGAUAUAUGAGACUCUACCCAAGAAUGUCUUUACUUGUCAAUACAUUCUAUGCGAUCUUCGACGAUACUGUUACUACACACGUGCAAUUAACGACUUUAUUCAACUCAUUAAAUUCAAUUCAAAUUUCUCUCGCAAAACCACUGACUCCAACGAACUUUGUGAAGAAGAGAGAGCGCUCUCGUUCAGACCCGUUGACACCACCAAUUAGCCCAAAAUUGCAAAAGAGUGGGACGUCAAUGGAGAACGACACCAACAGCUUUUCAUUCACAAAUACAAUUGAUAAACUCGAAGAAUUCAAAGACUCGUUUAACGCGCUCUGUUAUUCACAUUUGAACUUUUGUGGGUACUUUGUGCAGACUAUAUUAAAUGCAGUGAAUAUGAUACGAGGGUUGGACGAUACACGUGACACCUCCGUCGAUAAAUUUUCGGAAGUGUUGGGAAAGAUCUUUACAUUAGGUGAGAACAUCGCUUGGGUAUCUUCACCGUCGAAAUUGUGUUUGGUAAAGUACUUUGGAUAUACCGGCGCACAGUUUAAAGCGCUCAUUUCGCAAAUUAAAGAGUACCUCCAGACGGUAUUUAAGGAUCUCCCAGAUGUGGUACCAAAGACACUCAUUCAUGCAGUAAAGGAAUUUGCACUGAAAACUAUCCAGCAACUGUUAUUUGCAUUUUCAUUCAAUUUGGACGUUGUGGGAUACUUACACAACAAAAUCAUUAAAACGCAGAACUACGCGUCGGGAGACGCACAUAUCACAAUCCACCCAACAGCAGUCAAAGUCAUAUUAGAGACUGUUGGCGAGAAAAUAGGGAAAGCCGUGUAUGAUAUAUUGAUGUACUCACCAAAUUCGAAGAUUGAGAUACCCGUGCGGUACGUUUUGAAUGUGCAAAAGACGAUGAUAGAUACCGGGAAAGGGAAAUUACAUAAAAUGGUGACGAACAUCUCAUCUGGACUGAUGACGGACCAAAUAGCGCUGAAGUCUAUUGUGAAUAAAGUGCAUAUCCUCGUCGCGAUAUUUGUUCAAUGCUCACCAACAGAAGAGAACCUCGAGAUGAUUCAAAACUACUAUCACUCUGCUUUCAAGCAAAUGAAAGGGUGUCAAUUAGUUGAUGAAAGAAGAGGAGAGAAGGUGCGAAGUAUUGUUCAAUUGGUCUAUUCUCACAUUUCAAAGAACCCCAAUGUCAUGAGCGAUGUCAAGAAUGAGACGUUAGAAAUACUCAGUCUUGCUAUAUGGCUUUGUUACUUCUGGAAAGGGUACCAAAAUGUUAUUGAGAGUAACGUUGCCUUCCAAAUCGUCUUGACGAAGUUGCGAUUUUUGUUUGAUGUGCUCACAGAAGCCGAAUUUAUCAAGGAAAAUCGGGAGAAGGUGUUAAAAGUGCUCAAAGUGAUAUCACUGAAACUGGCGUUGAUGAAAGAUCAUCCGAUGACAAAGAAAGACUUUGUGUUGGUGUCGAGAGAUCUUGUGGAAGUCCUCUGUCCAUUGUUUACAUGUAUUAUUGUGAAACAGACAACUUUGUUGUCUAACACUGAUGAGUCGCUUGUUGUUCUCCAAGAGAUAGCGACAAACACGGAUAUGGAGAGGGCUUUCCAACUCUCUGUGACCUUCAUGUCAAAGUUAUUGCUCCAUAUAGCUAUGUUUGUCUCCGAAUUCCGACAAGAGAACGACCAAAUCAUCAAAUUUUGUGAAGAGAGAGUUACUAAUUGCCUGAUCUCAUCAACCAUAUUGACCAAUUUUGUACAGACUUUAUCGAAUACAGAUAACCAUACACAUCGCUCACACAAAGUCAUGUCUAUUAUUAAUCGAAUUAUAGAGAACUCAGUCAUGAUGCAUAAGUUCAGAGUGUUAAGAAAGAAGAGAAACAUUACAGCCUUCCCAAUGACUUUCAAGCCACUGACUCUCCCAAAGCCAAAGAACAAUUUCAAAGUCUCGCCAUUCUUCAACGAAUUGAUCAACGCACUCAACAAAGGCAAUGCAAAGGCGUUGUUCGACGCAAUCAAAAACUUUGUGGAGGCAAAUCCGUACGCUUCAAUAACGUUUGAGGAGUUGGUACAAUACGAAGACGACUCGACUAAGAUUGACAAAUGCAUCAAAAGAGUCGAACUUAUGUCACUCUUCAAUCGAAUCAUUUGUUGGGUGCUUAUGAUUUCACACAACUUCGUUAACUCAGAUGAUGUCCCACUCAUAUGUCUUGAAUUCGACUCAUUCAUGGACUGCUCAGAGACGGUAGCUCAUUCAAAAUAA
Molecule: messenger RNA, 3288 nt
Organism: Entamoeba invadens IP1
Lineage: Eukaryota; Evosea; Mastigamoebida; Endamoebidae
Exons: 2
Source: RefSeq, a predicted model, not a curated record